AUGGUUAAUUUAAAAUGUUCUAAAAAAUUUCCUAAGAAAUAUGUACACGAGACUUCCAUUGAUACCGAAGGAUAUCCUGUCUACCGUCAUCGUCCUACAGGAAACACAGUCGAAAAAAAUCAAGUCACUUUUCAUAACAGGUUUGUAGUCCCUUACAAUGCUCUUCUACUCAAGAGGUACCAAUGCCAUAUAAAUGUUGAGUGGUGUAACCAAACGGGCUCUAUCAAAUAUCUGUUCAAAUAUAUUAAUAAAGGUCCGGAUAGAGUAACUGCUUCUGUUUUCCAAGUCAAUAAAACAAAUGAAGUUGAACCGAUUACUGACAUUCAGUCAAAGAAAACAGAAGUAGAUGAAGUAAAAGAAUAUCUCGAUUGUAGGUAUAUUUAUGCCUGUGAAGCUGCUUGGAGAAUACUCAAGUUUGAUAUACAUUAUCGAUAUCCAGCAGUUGAAGUAUUAUCUUUUCAUUGUGAAGAUGGUCAAAGUAUUGUUUAUGACGAUGAUUCAAAUCUCUAUGAUGUGGUUAGUAACCCCACUGUCAAAAUGUCAAUGUUCAUGGAGUGGAUGAAGUGUAACGAAGUUGAUGAAUUUGCUAGAACAUUGAAGUACAUAGAUUUUCCAAGAUAUUAUGUAUGGAUACGACCAAGUUUUGAUGAUAUCAAAACCGUUGAUGGCCAACUUUAUGAUACAUUUAAAGAUGCAUGUUUCGCACGUGGUUUGUUGGAUGACGAUAAGGAGUAUAUAAUUGCAAUGAGAGAAGCAAGCACAUGGUCGACUUCCAAUUUUUUGCGGACACUUUUUGUAACGUUACUGUUGUCCAACUCCAUUUCUAGGCCUGGAUAUUUUUGGACAGAAACAAAAAGUCUAUUAUGUGAAGACAUUUUAUACCAGCAACGAAAGAUUACUGGUAUUCCAGAUUUGGAUAUUCAAGAGAAAGAAGUCGAAAACAUUUGCUUAUCACAUAUCCAAAAGUUGCUACUUUCUUAUGGUAGUACAUUAAGUAACUUUGGUGAUAUGCCAAAUGUUCCUGACAAUUACAUUUCUGUAUUGAAGAAUCGACUGAUAAUGAAAGAACUUUGCUAUGAUCGGGCAACUUUAGAAAAGGAACUUGCUUCUUAUUUAAAGUCUUUAACUGUUGAACAGAAAAAUGUUUAUGAGACCGUUAUGAAUGCACUUGCAAAAGGUGUUGGAGUGGCGUUACGAUCGAAAGGAGAAGUGGUUUUAAAUGUUGCAUCCAGUGGGAUUGCAUCGCUUCUUUUAGACGGUGGUAGAACGGCCCAUUCAAGGUUUGUAAUCCCAAUAAAUAUUAACAAAGAUUCUAUAUGUUCCAUAGAACUGAAUAGUGAGUUAGGCGGCUUAAUAAAAGAAACGAAGAUGAUAAUCUGGGAUGAAGCUCCAAUGACACACAAGCAUUGUUUUGAAGCCCUUGAUCGGACAAUGAGAGAUAUCGUCCGUUCAAGUAAUCCGAGGAUGCAAAAAAAGCCAUUUGGAGGAAAGGUUGUUCUGUUGGGCGGCGAUUUUAGGCAAAUACUUCCAGUCAUUCCAAAGGGUACUAGAAGCAUGAUUGUAAAUUCUUCAUUGAAUUCGUCUUAUCUAUGGCAAUAUUGUAAGGUACUAAAACUAACUGAAAACAUGAGGCUAAAAGUGGGUACCAAACCAAGUAAUUUACAAGAAACCAAGGAUUUUGCUGAAUGGAUAUUAAAACUCGGUGAUGGUAUGCUUGGUGAUCAAAAUGAUGGAGAGGCAUAA
Molecule: messenger RNA, 1743 nt
Organism: Helianthus annuus (common sunflower)
Lineage: Eukaryota; Viridiplantae; Streptophyta; Magnoliopsida; Asterales; Asteraceae
Exons: 4
Coding region: 1-1743 (580 amino acids)
Biological process (GO): DNA repair; telomere maintenance
Molecular function (GO): DNA helicase activity
Source: RefSeq, a predicted model, not a curated record